AUGAAGCACUUUCUUAUUUGGUGUAUUGGAUUCUUCUAUAUUGCGAUACUACUAAGACAUGGAAAAGGAACGGAGGUAAAAGAAUUUAGAAAAUCGGAUUUGCUGUUAAAUGCUAAUGAUUCCAAGGAUAUAGAAAAAGGUGAGAGUAAGGUGGUCAUAGGAACGAAUAAUUUCUGGUUUUCAAAAGAGAAGAAGAAAAAGGUUAAUAAUGCAGAGAGAGACGGAAAGAAGAUUAAGGAUAUAGGGAGCUCAAUUGUCCUACGUUCCGUUCCACCGAACUCGUCCUCUAUGCUUUUUGCAUCAAGGGUUGGCUGCCAAUCUGAUGAUUGCAAUGAGGAGGUGCAUCAUCACCACAAAAAGACCAUAAUAGAGACAACUACAGAAAUAGACUGUGAUAUGGACACGGUUACGGAAACGGAAAUAGCUGAAGAAACAACAACUGUUUAUGAGGAGCAAUACACAACAAGGGAGGUUGACUAUGUGACUGACACAGAGUACGAUGUUAUUACAGAGACGGACCACGAAUUUGUUUUAAGCACAAAGACAAUCCUAGAAGUGUCUAUGGAGACUAUCACCAUAGCAAAGAAGACUGUUACCAAAAAAAAGACAAAGACUGAAACAGAGACGGAGACAGAGACGGAAUAUGAACCCACUACCAGGACAAAGACCAGCAUUGAAUACUCCACAACCACCAAAUCUUAUACUACCACUCUGACAACUACACUUCCUACAACCACUACAGCAACAAUAACAAAUGCAGGUGCUACGACAACCAUAUAUGGCGUUAGUAGGCGCGGCUCCAGGUUCUGCGCUAUUGCCAGCCGAUUUGGUUUUAUGUGCGUUACUUAG
Messenger RNA from Brettanomyces nanus, 849 nucleotides. RefSeq lists its product as uncharacterized. The coding region runs from base 1 to 849 and encodes 282 amino acids. The transcript is spliced from 2 exons. Lineage: Eukaryota; Fungi; Ascomycota; Pichiomycetes; Pichiales; Pichiaceae. The record is from RefSeq and is a predicted model, not a curated record.